Messenger RNA from Stylonychia lemnae, 1641 nucleotides. Lineage: Eukaryota; Ciliophora; Spirotrichea; Sporadotrichida; Oxytrichidae. The record is from the annotation of a GenBank genome assembly.
AUGAUCCUGCAAACAUUCAUUCUACUAGUAUUCGGAUAUAUAGUUUGGGAAAAGGUAAUAAAACUUUACUACAACUAUUGGUACUAUACUAGCCAAGGAAUUAAGGCAACAGAUUUUCCUUUACCAAUAAUUGGGGCGCUUCACAAAUUCGCAAUGUCUCUUAGAGGAAGAACUUUACAAAAUGAGCACCCUACAUUAGAGUACUUUAAAUCCCGUUUCGGAGAUAAUAUGCCUCCAAUAAUAUAUGAUAUGAAGAUACCAACUGGAGCACUAAUUAUCAAUGACCCUGAAAUUGUUUUAGAGCUCUUCACUGGUGCUAAAGCCAAAUAUGUGGAAAAAUGGGAGCCAAUGAAACCAUUGUAUUAAAGUUUAAUAGGUAAAAAAGGGGUUAUCUCGAUGCAAACUAAAGAUCCUUCUCUAGCAGUAAGAAGAAAACAUGUUUCUGCUGCCUUUUACAAGGAUAGACUCACAAAAUAGCUUGAAGAUGUUAUCAGAAUAACUUUCGACAGAGUAAAUGAUAUAAAAGAAGACUUGAAAAAGUAAAAGGAUGAGCUAAAUCUUAUUCAAUGGGUUGGUGACCUCGUCAUGUAUAAUAUUUAAGUCUGUGUCUUUGGAAUUGACUGUGCAAAAUAAGAAUUAGGAUAUCAUGAGAAUGGGAGUAUUUAAUAAUUAUCUGUAGCAAUGUUUCUGAAGAAGGUAACAGUAAAUAUGUUUAUGAGAAUGAUAAAAGUGCAUAGACUUUGCUUUUCAACUUUAAAUUCCUUUUUUAUUGGUUAAUCAGAAAGAGAUUAUAAGAAGAAUGCUGAAAUUUUCAGACAGUUCUUAAAAAAUGUUAUCUAAGAAAGAAAAAAUAGAAUCAAGCUAUCAAAAGACUAUUAGAUCCAUGACUUCUUAGAUAUUCUUUUGACUGAUGAUCUUUAUGAAGGGAAAGAUGAAGACAUAUUAGAUGAGUGCUGUGUUUUUAUGCUUGCUGCAACUCAGACAACAUUGACAGCCAUUAAUAAUACUCUUAUUUAUAUUUACAAAGAAGGUCAAAUACUUUAAAAACUGAGAUCAGAAGUCACUCAAAAUUUUCCUUUCAAUGAUAUCUCUGAGGUAAUUUUAUUUGUAUCAUAUAUUUAGGUAACUACUGAGAUGUGGAUAAAGUAAUUUAACUAUGAUAAGAUGGCUGCAGAGUCAACAUAUAUUCAAAAAGUUGUUUUAGAAGCCCUCAGAAUAGAACCUCCACUAAGGCUAACCUCAAGAUAUGAGUUAUCAGAAGAUCUUGAACUAAAGGGCUAUAAAAUAAAAAAAGGAUAACCGCUUGCCUUUAAUAUAUGGGGCCUUGCUAAUGAUCCUAAAACAUGGAUAGAGCCAGAAAAAUUUAUCCCAGAAAGAUUUGACACUGAAUCUAAAUAUUUCUUGACUCCUGAUGGCAAAAAAAGAAAAUCCACUUCGUUCAUUACUUUCUUUGGAGGAUUGAGAGUAUGCAUUGGGAAAACAUUUGCUGAAAGCGUUAUAAAAACUAUUUGCCCAAUAGUAAUUGCAAACUUCAACAUGGAAUUUAAAGACAAGUCACUUUAUGAAAGAAAGAUACCAAUCUCUGUUGAUGUUGAACCAGAGAUUUUUGUCAAGAUAUCAUUAAAUACACAAAAAAUAUGA